Cladocopium goreaui is the source of this 1239-nucleotide messenger RNA. The record is from the annotation of a GenBank genome assembly. Lineage: Eukaryota; Dinophyceae; Suessiales; Symbiodiniaceae.
AUGUUUGCUGCCAGAGGCCAUCUUGCCCUGGCGGGGUUCGUAGGUUACGCCAUUGGUCGAUUUGGUUCGCAAGAGACUGGACUCGCUGCAAUUGAUCUUCACUCACUCAAGACCGAAUUAAAAGUGACGAGAUUAGCAUUGGAGGAAACGGCCAGCCACACCUGUCAAGCUGAGUUGCAUUCGGAGAUUAGAUACUCCUCAUCUCUUCGGGUCGUGUUGCAAGGUUGUCUCGUUCUCCAAUUUGCUCUGUUCAUUUGGUCUUGCUGCUGCCUCCGGAUUCGUCGGGCUGCGCGUGCAACUCCUCCAGUCCAACAGGAGGCCUCCACACCUAGAGUCCUCACGCUUGAUAUCCCUGACAUUCAGGUCCUGGUACACUUUCCUGAUGAUGCUGUCUUCACGUGGCACCAUAGGAUAUUGCUGCGGAAGUUGACUGCUGGCGUUUGGCUCUGCCUCACUCCAGACCAAGAAGUGGUCCGCCACGAUUUGAACACACAAAGGCACGUGGUUUUGGACCGGACCUCAGGCUUUCCCGCCGGUUUGGCUGACGAUGUGUACGCAUUUGAUCCCAUCAGCCGGGUCGCGCUCGAAGCGCGAAAACGCAAUGCUGCGAUGCAGGCAGCAGUGUUGGGAGAAGAUGAUCCAGGUGAGGCCAUGUCCUAUGUGUGGAUCAUCGCUGAACCUUCUAGGAAGGACUAUGGCGACACCAUUGCCUCGGAGCUCAUGGAUGACCCCAAUACUGGCAUGGCCUUUGAAUCCAAAGGCGUUCAAGAUUCAGAUCAAGAUGUGCGCCUCCUGGGCGUUCACACUGACAAAGCUGGCCAUCGCAAGCUUGAUCUUGCUGAGGCCGUUGCUCUCAUGACUGUGGAGAAGGCGGAUGACUUUCCUUUGCCGGAUGACGUCCGUGCAGCUCAGGAGUUCUUGCAGGCGGUCUCUGAAGGCCCGGGAAGCCUACACAGAUACCAUGUGGACUGGUCCCGUCUCUCAGGCAUCAACGAAAACUCCUCAGUUUGUCAUUCCCACCGGAUCAUUUGUGAGGUGCUUCGCUUGAUGAUCAGCUAUGAUCAGCUCAACGUGUCGAGUCUUGCUGCUGCUGAGCAGCUAGUCAGGUGGCUCGUGCAACUGGAGGUCGCCACCGAAAGAAAUAGCCGCGCGCCAGGCUUCUCCGGCUUGGGCUUGAUCCUGGGUGGGCCAGUCUCGGCUGAAGGCCGAGCAGUCACGGCCAAGUUCAAUGCCCAAUAG